AUGAAGAUAGCACCUCCAAAUUUUGGAUACGUGGAAGAGCGCAUUUUUCGCUGUGGUGCACCAGAGCCGUGCCACUACACCUUUUUAGCCUCGCUGAAACUUCGCACGUGCGUGUUAUUGACGGAUAACCACGACGAGGCCUUUCUGCUUUGGCUUCGUGAAAACAACAUACACACCGUUUGCCCACUUCACAUUGACCCCAACGUAUCUACAUUGGGGGAAAAAAUGGGGUGCAUGGACUACCAUUCUGGAAGCAUGACCCUUUCGGAGCCAGUAGUUGUAGAUAUUCUGCAUGUACUUCUCGAUCCCAACAACUACCCGUUAUUACUAACCUGCAGCGUAGGCCGGUAUCGCACCGGCAUCGUCUGUGGAUGCCUCCGUAAGCUGCAGGGUUGGAGUUUGGUGUCCAUCUUGGAGGAAUACCGCAGGUAUGCUCAGGAUAAGGGGCGUGCCGAAAACGAGGAGUUUAUUGAGCUUUUCGACAAGGAUCUAGUCAACCUAGAGUUCAAGGAGGGCUGCAAGCCAACUAUCCUAUAUUCCUUCGACGUUUAA
Molecule: messenger RNA, 552 nt
Organism: Trypanosoma rangeli
Lineage: Eukaryota; Euglenozoa; Kinetoplastea; Trypanosomatida; Trypanosomatidae
Product: putative tyrosine phosphatase
Exons: 1
Coding region: 1-552 (183 amino acids)
Molecular function (GO): phosphatase activity
Source: RefSeq, a predicted model, not a curated record